AUGACUUUCCUAAAAUGGGAGGAUUACGUCGUCUUGACAAUAGCUGUGAUUCUAUCCCUUGGUGUUGGACUGUUUCAAUCCCUCCAGAGGGGAAACAUGAACACUACAAAAACGUUCAUCAUGGGGGAUUCAAAAAUGUCAUUUGUACCGGUUGCGAUAUCACUGAUGGUUUCAUACGAGUCGGGUAUCAUGAUGUUGGGAAUUCCAGCAGAGGUGUAUACAUAUGGUAUGCAGUUGGGUAUAUCAUAUUUUGGCUUCUUCAUUGCGGAUAUGACAAGUCGGCAAGUAUUCGUACCAGCCCUCCGGGAAUUGGAAAUAACUAGCGUUUAUGAGUAUUUGGAACUCCGUUUCAAGUCACAUGGCAUUAGAAUAUUUGCGACUGUGUUGAGUAUGUUUUAUAUGAUAAAUUACUUCGGAACAGUUCUUUUUCUACCAGCAAUAUCUCUUGAGGCUGUGGCAGGUAUUCCAACGUGGAUAUCCAUCGUGGUUCUUCAGGUCGUAGUCUUGGUGUAUACCCUGAUAGGUGGAUUCAAGGCUGUCAUCUGGUCGGACGUUAUACAAACCAUGGUCAUGUUAAUUGGAAUACUUGCUGUACUUAUCAAGGGUACAAUAGAGGCGGGAGGAGUGACUGCUACAUGGAGUGCUGUAUACGAUACGGGCAGAGUCAACUUGUUCGAGUUCGAUCCUGACCCAACAAUAAGACAGUCGUUUUGGAGUCUUCUUAUUGGAAGUUCAAUUAGAGGCUUUUCUACUGUUUUUAUGCAAACCACAUUUCUGCGGAUCAAAGCUACACCCAGUUUGCAAUCAACAUCUAAUAUGUAUCUUGUCACCGCCUUUUCCAUUAUGUCGAUGUCCUGGUUGGGUGUGCUGGAGGGAGCUGUUAUGUUCGGCUACUACCACAGUCAAGGUUGUGACCCACUACAAUCGAAACAAUUGGAUAAUCAGAAUCAGCUGAUACCAGCUAUGGUUGUAGAUUUAUUCCAUGACACGCCUUGCAUGCCGGGACUUUUCUUCGCCGCCUUGUUUAGUGCCUCCCUAAGUUCCAUGUCGUCCAUGUUGAGCAGUCUGUCAGCAGUAUUUUGGGAGGAUAUUGUUAAACCUCACACCAAACCGAUGUCUGAGAGGAGGGGGAUCAUCAUCACUCAACUCUCAAUGUUUGUAUUCGGUGUUCUUGGCUGUUUGGUCGCCUUUGUUGUUUCAGGACUAAAGGGUCCGAUAACACGAAUUUUUAAUAUCAUGUCAUCAAGCGUAACGGGGGCGAUGACCGGAGUAUUUCUCAAUACGAUAGUAGGAGGACUGUCUAGUGUACUUUUCGUUGGAUGGAUCUCCGUAGGAAAAUUCGUUUCUACGGGUGUGCGAGUUCAUCCUAAACUGGAACCUGCUCCGAUGUAUAAUUGCCCAUCUGCCAAUAUCUCCAUCCAACUGAACAGCACUAAUUUUGACAGCAUUAGUAGCUCUUUGUACCUAACGAACAUCACAGCGUCUUCUGUGGAAACUGAAAGUCUACCACAAGGUUUAGAUGUGCUAUAUUCCCUCUCCUACAUGUGGCUUGGCGCGUUGGGUGUCCUCAUCGUCGUAUUUGUCGGUACAAUCGUGAGUCGCCUGAGAGAUCAACCACCAGUAGAUCCUGAUCUUUUGGUUCCCGUGUAUGAUCUAUUAAGCUGCCGUCGUCCGAAAUGGACACGGAGACGGUGCCGAUGUGAGACAAGCCUCCCAGAACUCGCUACCGAUUUAAAUGAAGAAGAAAAACCUUUUCACGAAAUUCUUACGAAGGAACAAUCAAUUUGA
Molecule: messenger RNA, 1788 nt
Organism: Ylistrum balloti
Lineage: Eukaryota; Metazoa; Mollusca; Bivalvia; Pectinida; Pectinidae
Product: sodium-dependent multivitamin transporter-like
Exons: 16
Coding region: 1-1788 (595 amino acids)
Biological process (GO): transmembrane transport; sodium ion transport
Cellular component (GO): membrane
Molecular function (GO): symporter activity
Source: RefSeq, a predicted model, not a curated record